UCCCAGCAGCUCCUGCCAGAGGAGCCCAAUGAGGGAGUCUCAGCUCUGCCAAGUGUAACCACCUCGGAGCCUUCUGCAGUCCGGCUGGGGCGGCUUCCAAGACUCCUGUGGGGGCCCGGGAGGUCGGAGAUGGGGCCUCUCCAGGCAGAGGGCAGGCUGGCCCUAGGGGAGACCGAUGCGGCCCCAAGGCUGAGUCCAGUUGGGGUCUGGUCUCCCCCUCAGCCCCACAAGGAGCCGGCCCUACGCGACAUGGGGCUGCCACUGCCCAAGAAGACGGGGCCCAUUCUCUGCCUGUGGAGAAAGUUCUGCAGAUGGUUCCAGAGACAGGAGUCCUGGGCCCAGAGCCGAGACGAGCAGAACCUGCUGCAGCAGAAGAGGAUCUUGGGGUGUCCUCUCCUUCUAGCUGCCAAAGAGAAUGACGUCCAGGCUCUCAACAAGCUGCUCAAGUAUCAGCCCUGUGAGGUGCACCAAAGAGGAGCCCUGGGGGAGACGGCGCUGCACAUAGCGGCCCUCUACGACAACCUGGAGGCGGCCACGCUGCUGAUGGAGGCUGCCCCGGACCUGGUCUCUGAGCCCAUGACCUCUGAGCUCUACGAGGGCCAGACUGCGCUGCACGUGGCCAUCCUGAACCAGAACGUGAACUUGGUGCGAGCCCUGCUCGCCCACGGGACCAGCAUCUCUGCCAGAGCUACGGGCUCAGCUUUCCGCCACAGCCCCCACAACCACGUCUACUUUGGGGAGCACCCUCUGUCCUUCGCUGCCUGCGUGGGCAACGAGGAGAUCGUGCGUCUGCUCAUCGAACACGGAGCGAACAUCCGGGCCCAGGACUCCCUGGGAAACACAGUGUUGCACAUCCUCGUCUUCCAGCCCAACAAGACCUCUGCCUGCCAGAUGUACAACCUGCUGCUGUCCUACGACGGGCGCGGAGGCCGCCUGCAGCCCCUGGACCUCGUGCCCAACCACCAGGGCCUCACCCCCUUCAAGCUGGCGGGCGUGGAGGGCAACACUGUGAUGUUCCACCACCUGAUGCAGAAGUGGAGGCACAGCCAGGGGACGUUUGGGUUGACGACCUACACCCUCUACGACCUCACGGAGAUCGAUUCCUCCGGAGAUGAGCCGUCGCUGCUGGAACUCAUCGUCACCACCAAGAAGCGGGAGGCUCGCCAGAUCCUGGACCAGACGCCGGUGAAGGAGCUGGUGAGCCUCAAGUGGAAGCGCUACGGGCGGCCCUACUUCUGCCUGCUGGGCGCCUUGUACGUCCUCUACAUCAUCUGCUUCACCAUGUGCUGCGUCUACCGCCCCCUGAAGCCCAGGACCGACAACCGCACCCAGCCCCGGGACAACACCCUCCUGCAGCAGAAACUCCUUCAGGAGGCCUACGUGACCCGCCAGGACGCCAUCCGACUGGUGGGGGAACUGGUGACGGUCGUCGGAGCUGUGAUCAUCCUGAUCGUAGAGAUUCCAGACAUCUUCAGGGUGGGGUUCAUGCGCUUCUUCGGACACACCAUCCUCGGGGGGCCGUUCCAUGUCCUCAUCAUCACCUACGCGUGCACGGUGCUGGUCACCAUGGUGAUGAGGCUCACCAACACCAGCGGGGAGGUGGUGCCCAUGUCCUUCGCCCUGGUGCUGGGCUGGUGCAACGUCAUGUACUUCGCCCGAGGGUUCCAGAUGCUGGGCCCCUUCACCAUCAUGAUCCAGAAGAUGAUCUUUGGUGACCUGAUGCGAUUCUGCUGGCUGAUGGCCGUGGUCAUCCUGGGCUUUACCUCAGCCUUCUAUAUCAUCUUCCAGACAGAGAACCCCGACGAGCUGGGGCACUUCUACAACUACCCCAUGGCGCUGUUCAGCACCUUUGAGAUGUUCCUCACCAUCAUCGACGGCCCCGCCAACUACGACGUGGACCUGCCCUUCAUGUACAGCAUCACCUACGCUGCCUUCGCCAUCAUCGCCACCCUGCUCAUGCUCAACCUCCUCAUCGCCAUGAUGGGCGACACUCACUGGCGGGUGGCUCACGAGCGGGAUGAGCUCUGGCGGGCUCAGGUUGUGGCCACCACGGUGAUGCUGGAGCGGAAGUUGCCUCGCUGCCUGUGGCCUCGCUCUGGGAUCUUUGGGGGAGAUUACGGCCUGGGGGACCGCUGGUUCCUGCGGGUGGAAGACAGGCAGGACCAGCAGCGAGUCCGGCGCUACGCACGGGCCUUCUACAACCGGGGCUCCUACGACUUGGAUAAGGACUCAGAAAAACUGCAGCCGAGCCGCCCCUCUGGCCCCAACCUGCCCCUGCCCACCCCCUCGGUGUCUCGAAGCACCUCCCGGAGCAGCACCAACUGGGAGAAACUUCGGCAAGGGGCCCUGAAGACAGAACUGAGGGGCGUGGUUAACAGGGGUCUGGAAGAGGAGAGCUGGGAGUACCAGAUCUGAGCGUGUGUGUUCCCAGCAGUCGCGCUCAUGUUCCUGGGAACAUUCCAAAACCCAAACCCAAAAUAUCGAGCAGUCUAACCCCCCCAGGUCAAGGGGGAAAGGAGUAGCAUAGUUGGGAACAGCUGUGCCCAGCUGGGUCUCUGCUUUUCGCUCAGCUCUGGAGCCAACGGCAGGCCACGAGGUGGCUGGCCCCGCCUCUUUGGCUUCAAUGGAGUCCGCUGCACUGUCAGAGCAAAGCACUUUAAAGACAGGCUUGCCACCUCUGCGCCCCGUCUCCACCCAGGAGUCCAAGUGGGAGGGGCGAGCCCUGCCCGGUGUUCCAGGGAGUUCUGGGGAGGCUGGUGGAGCGAGGGCGUGAGUAAGGGGACCAACACCACCCUGGGGUGGGGUGAUGCUGGCUGAGUCUUGUCACCUUCUACCUUCCAAUAAAUGGUUCCCUACUCUGC
This is a messenger RNA of Phyllostomus hastatus (greater spear-nosed bat), 2861 nucleotides long. It is a transcript of the gene TRPV6, whose product is annotated as transient receptor potential cation channel subfamily V member 6. Gene Ontology annotation, cellular component: membrane. The coding region runs from base 130 to 2415 and encodes 761 amino acids. Gene Ontology annotation, molecular function: protein binding; calcium channel activity. The transcript is spliced from 15 exons. The record is from RefSeq and is a predicted model, not a curated record. Lineage: Eukaryota; Metazoa; Chordata; Mammalia; Chiroptera; Phyllostomidae. Gene Ontology annotation, biological process: calcium ion import across plasma membrane.